AAAGUUGAAAGUCAAACAGCAUUACAGCUCCUCGGUAUGGCGGUCUUGGUAGGUUGCAGAUCCUUUUGGCAAUCUUUUCGCGUGCAGUCAGCGCAUCGACAAAGUGCGUGUAGGCUAGCCGCUGCCUUCUUCUCCAGACGGUAUGUUCUGUCUAACAGAGUCGUGCUUUGUCCUCGCCUGAACGGCCACGGUGCUGUUACGCGAUACUACAGCUCCGACUCAAAGGAUGACCUGCGCGUUAGAUACCUGGACGGAGAAGACAGCGGUAUUGUCGUCGUUGGAAUAAAUCGACCAAAAGCCAAAAAUGCCAUAAGCAAAAAUCUUGUGAAAAUGAUGUUUGAAGCUGUGGAGGACAUCAAGAAGAAUAAAAAAGUGCGCAGUGUAAUUUUAUGCAGUUUGGUUCCUGGUAUAUUUUGUGCAGGUGCAGAUCUGAAGGAGAGGGCCAAGAUGCACCAGAGCGAAGUGGGACCAUUUGUAUCCAAAGCAAGAGCCCUCAUUACAGAGCUAGGAAACCUGCCAGUACCAACAAUUGCUGCAAUUGAUGGUGCUGCCUUAGGAGGAGGUUUGGAAAUGGCCCUUGCUUGUGACAUCAGAAUUUCCUCCAAUACUGCAAAAAUGGGACUAGUUGAGACUAAACUUGCAAUUAUUCCUGGAGCAGGUGGUACACAACGUCUCCCUAGGGUGAUUGGCGUCUCUCUUGCCAAGGAGCUCAUCUUUGCUGCACGAGUGGUUGAUGGAACACAGGCACAACAAAUGGGUCUUGUCAGUCAUUCUGUGGAGCAGAAUGACAGUGGAGAUGCUGCCUACUUGAGGGCUCUGGAGCUUUCACGGGAGAUUAACCCCCAGGGCCCAAUUGCAAUAAGGAUGGCAAAGUUGGCAAUUAACCAGGGGAUAGAGGUGGAUUUAUCUACAGGUCUGGCAAUAGAAGAGGCUUGUUAUUCCCAAGUGAUACCAACUAAAGACCGUUUGGAAGGCUUGGCUGCUUUCAAGGAGAAGAGGCAGCCUCAGUACAAGGGGGAAUGAAGUCAUCGUUCCAGAAUCGAUCAGUUCUGCCUUCAGCUCUGCUACUGUUCCACUGCUUCCAACAUAAAUUAUGGGUCAGACUGAACUCGCCAACACAUUAGCCCAUACAGUACCCAUAGGAUAGUUGACAGCUGGACCUAAGGGGUUAUUGUGGGCUGGUGUUUCAGGCUAAAGCACUUUCUGACUUUGUCAAUUCAAUUCACUUUUAUUUAUAUAGUGACAAUUUAUGACAGCAGUCACCGCAAGGCGCUUUAAAUUGUAAGGUAAAGACUUUACAACUAACUACAUUAAGAUUUGGAGAAACAAAGCAAACUAACCCAGCUAAGUUAAAUGUGCACUGCUGUGUUCAUGUCUGCAUAAAACAGUUUUUGAUUUACUUUACCAAAAUGAAGUGAAUGGAGAUGGUUUGAUUUCUUACUUUUGGGGCCUCAAUGUGCUAGUAACAAAAAAAUCCUUCAGAUUAACUGGUUGAAAAUCAUUAAUUGUUAUUUUUCUACAAGUCAGGUUUUGGUGCCAAAUUAAUCUGAUUAAAAAACUUAUGUCAACUCAACUAUAAUUUACCAAAAAAAGAUCUGAGCUACUUGAUUACUGCUCAGAUCUUGAUACGUUUCCUCAUUUGUUUCAUAGCAAACAUAACCUAAACUAUUUUGUUUACAUGUCAUCUUUACUUGCUGUCCCAUUUUGUUAUUUACUGAAGACAUCAUAUUAAAGUUGUUGUUUUUUUGUUUUUUUUUUAAUAUUUAAUAUAAACCUUCUUAAAACACAAGGGGUGCUUAAAGCUUACAUCGUCUGAAAUGAUCUGAAAUCGGCUUGUCUCCCUUUACAGCAACUUUGUUCUGAUUGGCUAUUCCUUGAACAGCACAACAGUGGGAUGUGCUUUUCUGCUGAGAGCCAGAGCCACACCUGAGAUAACGAUAUAAGGAUAUCAGCUCUGGCAUCAUACAAAGCUAAGAGUAGAGCAAAACUCCUCAAACCAAUAGUUUUUAGUAGUCUAAAGCCUGAUCUUUUGGCUUAUAUUGAUUAAAAUAAUGGGAUAUCUGCUGUCCUCAUUAUUUGUAACUGACCAUGUUCAAUAUGACUGUCGUAAGUAGUGAAUAUGACAGAAAAGAAAAAGCAGAGUAAGUCCCGUGGAGACCAGAGAAGCAGCAUGUUGAAUGUGAAUUUAAAUGCAUCACAGAGCUCACUACGAACUCCAAGUCACUUAAUUAUUUUUAACGUAUACUACAUUGAAAGAUGAGUGGUUUUUCUUGCAGUAUACAUCUGUCAAUAGUACUGCUGGAAAGGUCAAAAGCGUGGGAUUUGAAUGACUCUACAAACAUCACAAGUCUGUUUGGUUUUUAGUGUCUCUGCAGAAAUUGAAUACAUUUUCAGUUUGAAUUGAGAAAUGUGAACUACACUUAAGCUUUUUUUAAUUUCAGAAUACAAUUAAAAGUUUUAUCAGUGUAA
This is a messenger RNA of Oreochromis aureus, 2469 nucleotides long. It is a transcript of the gene auh, whose product is annotated as AU RNA binding protein/enoyl-CoA hydratase. The coding region runs from base 37 to 1023 and encodes 328 amino acids. The transcript has 10 exons. The record is from RefSeq and is a predicted model, not a curated record. Gene Ontology annotation, cellular component: mitochondrion. Gene Ontology annotation, biological process: fatty acid beta-oxidation. Gene Ontology annotation, molecular function: enoyl-CoA hydratase activity. Lineage: Eukaryota; Metazoa; Chordata; Actinopteri; Cichliformes; Cichlidae.